AUGUUCCAAUUUCCAUUCCCAAACAAGCCGGGUGAAUGUAGACGGCCAGUUACGGUUCCUCCCUCCGUGAGUGGAAAGCAUGUUCAGCUACCUGAAAUCUACACCACUCUCCCCGCUGUAGCUAUGGCAAAGUCUAACACCGUUGUCCCAUAGGUAAAGGUGGAGCAAACAAAGGUCUGCCUGGAUAAAGCCGUAGAAGCGGAAAAUGAAUAGGUGCAGAUCUCCACGCGACUUUUGAAAAAAGAAGAAAUAGAGAAAGGAGACGCUAUUGCAUCGACAGCUUAUCACGCCUCUAAAAAAACGCCCACACAUGGGCUUCCAGCCUUGUGUGCAAUGCUACCUCUCCUCUAUGAGAAGACUGCUACAGCCGCAAUGAAUAAGCACGGUAUGGAUAUAGUGAAGCAAGCCACAAAUUUACGUUUGAUCAGCCACUCUUUGCCCUGGCAAAGCUGGUCCAAUGGCAGUUUCCAGCCACUCCCGGCGAAGGACAGUAUGUAGCCAUGUUGGGAGGCUUGUACACAGAGAUGGCUCUUUGGAACGUACCUGGAGAUUUACUGGAAGGCUCUGGGUGGACAUCAGCUCUAUCAGAAGCUGAAGUAACUUCUGCACAAUCGAUGUUGAACGCGGCUCACCUUACCCGUACCAGACACGCCCACCAAGCCACACUGUUAACCUUGCAUAUCCUUCAACGCGAAGCUUUCUUAAGUUGUCACGGUUCUGAACACGAAGAAACAGCCGAAGCCUGGAGAUUACAGAUGAUAGCUAAAAGUCCAACAUUUAUGUUCUGGGACCUUAUUUUGCGAUACGAAACUCCUAUUCUCAUCUUUGUCCAGGCUCACAGGGAGAAAAACUUUCCUUUGUACGUGAACGUUUUGGACCAUGUCAAUUACGCAAGGUCGCUACCCGUUCAUAUAAGAGAGAUGAAAUCUUUGCCUCGGCCAAUCAAAGAAGUGUUUGAGAUUCAGGGCAACUGGGUUAUUUAA
Molecule: messenger RNA, 983 nt
Organism: Porites lobata
Lineage: Eukaryota; Metazoa; Cnidaria; Anthozoa; Scleractinia; Poritidae
Source: the annotation of a GenBank genome assembly